AUAUAUUCUAUCAAAAUUUGGUUGAAGAAGAUCAAUUGACAGAACAAUUGAACGUUGUUUUGCAAGUGGCUUCUCAAAACACUAUCUGGGAUAUCAGAUCUGCAAAAUCUGCAAUUUAUAAGUUCAAAGAACUUUUGUCUGAUAAAUUGAAUACAGCAAUGUAUGUGCUGUAUAUAAUAAUGGGCUUAGCAAAAUCAGCAGGGAAAGAAGAUCCUGUUGAACUUGACUCUAGUCAACAUUGGGAAAACACAUAUUAA
Molecule: messenger RNA, 257 nt
Organism: Entrophospora candida
Lineage: Eukaryota; Fungi; Glomeromycota; Glomeromycetes; Entrophosporales; Entrophosporaceae
Source: the annotation of a GenBank genome assembly